AUGGUGAGAGCUGAGCCACCAGACGAAGAUGCGCCUACCCCAUUCAGGGAUGAGCAGCCUCAUAAGCAGAAGACAGAGCAGACUCCCUUAGUGGGGCUGCAGGCCCCUUCCCCCAGCAAUGGUGUCCUGAAUGGCAUUGAUGGCCCAGCAAUCUUUUUGAAAUCAGAGAUACAAGGCUUGGCUACUGAAUGGCAAAUAAUUUCAGUUGGAUCACCCACAACAGAAGAUGACUCCAAGCCAAAAAACACGGAGGAAACCUCAGUGCAUACAGUUUCUAAGAUGAAUCUGCAAGACGUUCUGCAGAAACGAGGUAUCUCCGGGAGUGUGAAUUUUGAUGAGGAGGAUGCCGAGGAGGAGAAGGAAGAAGUCAGGAAUCCUACUGGACCGCCUUCACCCUGUUCUGAAGUGGAGAGACCAGGUUCUGCCAUGAGUGAAAAAUCUGCAGCAGAAUUGGGUGCUUCCUCUGCUGUGCCACCGAAGACAGACGCGCAGAUGCCGGGAGAAAUUGAGAACCUAGAGGAGUUCGUUCUGCGCCCUGCACCUCGUGGCAUCACGGCAAAGUGUCGGAUCACAAGAGAUAAGAAGGGGAUAGACCGAGGCCUCUUUCCUACUUACUACAUGCACCUGGAACAGGAUGACAACAGAAAAAUAUUCCUUCUUGCAGGGAGAAAAAGGAAAAAGAGCAAAACAUCAAAUUAUCUAAUUUCAAUUGACCCAACAGAUUUAUCCAGGGAAGGGGAAAGUUUUAUUGGCAAACUCAGGUCAAAUCUUAUGGGAACUAAAUUUACUGUCUACGAUCAUGGAAUUAAUCCGGUGAAGGCACAGGGUCUUGUGGAAAAAGCACACACCCGGCAGGAGCUGGCUGCUGUUUGUUAUGAAACCAAUGUAUUAGGAUUCAAGGGGCCCAGGAAAAUGUCAGUCAUUAUUCCAGGAAUGAAUCUAAAUCACCAACGAAUUCCAAUCAGACCACGAAAUGAGCUUGACAGUUUGUUGUCAAAAUGGCAAAAUAAAAACCUAGAUAACCUGAUUGAGCUACACAACAAGGCUCCUGUGUGGAAUGAUGACACCCAGUCUUAUGUCUUGAACUUCCAUGGGAGAGUCACCCAGGCCUCAGUGAAGAACUUCCAGAUUGUUCAUGAAAAUGACCCGGACUACAUUGUGAUGCAGUUUGGCCGUGUUGCUGAAGACGUGUUCACUUUGGAUUUUAAUUAUCCCCUGUGUGCCCUUCAGGCUUUUGCCAUUGGACUCUCCAGCUUUGAUAGCAAGCUAGCGUGUGAGUGACAGAAAUGGUGGCAUUCCCAGCCUUUCAUUUCUUUUUCUUCUUGCGCUAAUGUCCAGGCUGUCUGAUGUAUGUAUGUGCGGAGGAUGGUAAGCGGAGUUGCCAGCUCCAGGUUGAGAAAUACCUGGAGAUUUCGGAGGUGGAACCUGAAAAAGGCAUGUUUGGGGAGACGAAAGACUUCAGUGAAGUCCAACAGCCAUUUUCUUCAUUUGAUUUCUGUUACCUGAAGAUCAGUUGUAAUCCCAAAAGAGCUCCAGCUCCACCUGGAGUUGGCAACCCUAACCGAGAUAUAUCUGAGGGCACUGAAGGGACAUCGUGAGCUUCUGAAGGCAGAUGGAGGUACAAGAGCAGCCCUCUGGUGAAGCAGCCCUCUGUUCCGCCUGCCAGGUGCCAGAAACACACUCAAGCAGGGAAAAGGAAACGUGGGAUGUCAUUGUUGCUGAUGGAAGUGAAAGUAAGGGAGGCUGUUGGCCAGAGAAGGCUCUGUUGUCAGAUUAUUCUCCUCUGUCUGUUCUGUUAUCCUUCACUGGCUGCCUGCAUUUUUAAUGUUCCUUCAGCUGAAGGCCUGUAAUAACUGUGUGUCUUAUUACUGUGCAGCCCAGUUUUUCAGUGAGUUUGAUGGCUCAGGCUUCUUGUUGUUGCUCUCGUGUGAACAUUAUUUGUUGUAGGACUUUGUUCUCCAGGAAGAGAUGUGAGAAAUUUAAAGUCUUUGGUUGGUUUGAAGACUCCUGUUCCUGCAUCCUGUCUGCUUGGCAACUGUUUUGGAAAAUGCUGACUGGAAUCUAGAAGCUGAUCUAGACGUGUCCCUAAGAGCUGCAAUUGAGUGAAACAGAAUUUGAAAACCCAAUGACAAUUUUAAAAAAAAUUGAACUAUAAGAGUUUUUUGACACUUUAAAGAUUGACAAGUUUUGAAGUUUCUGUUGAAUCUUUCUCUUUUCUUUUGGUUUUUAGGUGACACAAGUCCCUUGUUUAUUUUUACUGCAAUAAGAUAUCAUGGCUAUUGCUCAGGAAUGUGAUCUGUUUCUUGGUGAGAAGUUGUGAAAAAAGCACCCUUAUUGCUGGUCUAGGAAAGAACUUUUGGUGGGUAGAAGGCAAGUCUUCUUUGUUGUCUCUGUGCAGCUUGACAUAUUGGUUGUGCAUUUGAGCAGAACAUUCAGAAAGUUCUGUAGUUAAAACCCACAGUAAACUCCUUCCUUUGAAGGGUGUUGUGCAUAUCAGCUGCAUUCCUAUAAGCCACCUUUCUUGUGCAGCGUACAGUGGGGAUGAGUUUUGUGGGUUUCUGAUUGGAUGGCUUAGGGGACAACAUUUUUAGAACCUUUAAGGUUGAUCUCAGUACCUCUUGUUUCCACAUUCAGUCUUCUGUCCAAUCAGGCUCCAGCUUGAGAAAAAUCUGACCAAAAAGCAAUCUAAAGGUAAAACCAAGGGAAAAAUCAUAACUGAGGCUUUUUGAAGACGUUUACCCAGGACGGAACCUUCUUUCUAAGCUACCAGUUUUGUCCACUUUGAAAAAGAUAAUGAGUACUGCUGUUGACUUCAAAGUACCAAUAUCUGCAGAUUCUCCAGUAGGAUUUUUGAAAACUGAAAUUCAUCAUUAAGCACAAGGAAGAGGUUGAAUACAAUUCCUAGACAGACUGGUAGACAUUGGUACGCCGACCUCCUCUUUUGAGCAGUGUCAUGUCUCAUUGCUAAGCUGAAGCUCCACCUGUGGACCAAGUUGGCUUGAAUUCCUUGUCAGCUUCUGAAGGGAAAGAUAGAUUUCCCCCUUCAUUGGUCUUGUGCUCCACCAGCUGGGCUUAUUGACCAUUGUUGUAGUGCCAUCCAUCAAAAUCUUAUUCAAAUAAUGGCAGGUUUUGCUACUGGGAAUACGAUGGGUGGAAUGACAGCUACCUUUGUGUGCAUUUUUUAUUUUACCCAAGAGAAGACUGUUGCUCUCCCUUUGGGAUGAUCACAGCGCUGAUGCUCUGGACUGGGACCACUAUUCCUUUGCUUCGUUAGUCUCCUCAUAGUGAUCUACAGCCUUUCUUUUCUGGGGUCGUGGACAGUCCUUGAGCUGCCUGGACAGUCUUGUCUGAGGCCCUGGCAGGAGUCAAGCUCCACAAAGGGCUGAACACUUCCUGUGGCCACCAACUAGGCUGCUGCUGCUGCUGCUCACCUGUGUUUCGGUGCCAUCACACCAGGUACUUGUCCUCCAGUGCAUUUAUUUAGAGGAUCUGCACGCCACCUUUCUAUUCUAAGUGAACACCGAGGGCAGUUAGCAAUUGUAGAAAUGAAAUAUAUAAAACAUCCUGUAGUACAUCCUGUAGUUAAAAGCAUCAUUGACAGUCAAAAUCCAGCAGUGUCAGAUCCCCAAUGAUUGAAACAACACCUUGUAGGGAACAGAGGUUUAUUCAUCCUGAGGACACCUUUGAAAAGCCAGAAUUGGCUUUUCCCCACACAAACAGCAGUAAUAUCUUCCAGGGUUCCCCCCCCCCCCCCAUGUGAACAGUGUGAAGAAAUAUGCAGACAGUUAGAUAAGAGCAAGAGUCCGUUGGAGCUGGCCUUGACCAGCACCUGGUGGUGAAAACAGAGGCACACAAUAUGAUUCCCAUCCCACCAAAGCCCAGAACAGCAAGCAGCUCCCAGCACCCAUGUGGCAUCCUGACACUCCGCUUCCCCUAGGGCCCUCCCCCCAGUUUGCUUGGACAAGAACGAUGGAAGUCUUGUAUGAGUUUGGGUGCUUUGAUGUGUUCUGCCGCCACCCACUCAUCAUGUCCAGGUAAACAUCCUUUCCAGGACACCAAAUACUGCAAGCGGUUACUAUAGAUGCGAGCAUCGCGGAUAGCAGAGACUUCAUAGUGCUUCUCUCCAUUAAUCAGAAUUGGCUGAGUUGAAGUAGUCUCUGGAUGCCAUAAAUCCGGGGGAGGUGCUUUCUUGAGCAAACUGCAAUGAAACACAGGGUGAAUUUUAUGUAAAGCCUUCCUUAGGCAAAACUAAUUCAGCAGUCACACCAUUAAUAACAUUAAUGAUUUUAUAUGGCCCAAUGUACUUGAGUCCCAGCUUUGUAGGUUUGUGAAUGUCUCUUAAAUUUUUAGUGGACAGGUACACCAUAUCGCCAGCCACUCCUGUCUAUGCUUAUUGGCCUGAUGUUUGUAAGCUACUUGUGCUUUCUGAAGAGCUUUCCGAAUAGAAGGCCACCCUUCCAAGAGACUGUGGAUCCAUUCCUUAAGUUCAGGAGAGACAGCCAAACCCUGAGGCAGAAAAAGAAUAGGCUUUGCCGAACGACUGGAGACAAUUUCAAAAGGGGUCUUGCCAGUACUGCUAUGAACCACAUUAUUAUAUGCAUAUUCCGCAAAAGGAAGCAAAUCCACCCAAUUAUCCUGCUGAUAGUUAACAUGGCAUCUUAAAUAUUGUUCCAGAGUCUGGUUGGAUCUCUCGGAUUUCCCCAUCCGAUUGUGGAUGGUAGGGGGAGGAGAGGGCUUGAUGAGGGCUACCCAUAUUUGGUCAUUGACCGUAAAUAGAAUAUUCUAUUCUAUUCCUAAUGCUACCCAUGGAACUUUUCUUCUGAUUCCGGCACCAGUAUUUAUUCUGAUCCCCGCAUUGAGAAAAUGCACCAAAUUUGUUUCUGGGUGAAGUGGUGAGCAACCAUAAGCCUGCACUUUCCACGGAAGACUUGCAAUUGUAUGUGAAUGCAAAAGUAUGUGAAUACUUGCAAGUUAAAACAUGAUAGAACAUCCUUUUCCUUUAUAUUGCUAAGUUGAUCUUUUUGGGUUCACCUUCUGAAAAGUAAGUGAGAAUUAACCCUGGUUAUUGUUGUUGUUUUUAAAAGAGGGAUGUCAUGUGGUGUAACCACAAAUAAACUUGUCGGGAAUUAUGACUGCAGAUCAAAAACUGGCUGGGUCUAUUGCCCCAUGGCAGCAUAAGUAUCUGAAAUUAAAAGUAUCUUUUAAUUUCAGAAGUCACAUCUGCCUAAUAGAGAGAAGUCAGUUCAGAAAUUGUGCAGCUUAGAACAUAGGCGUCUGCCUGGAUCAGACCAGUGAGGGUCCAUCUAGCCCAGCAACCCGUCUCACACACAGUUGGCCACCCAGUUCCUUUGGUUGUCCAACCACAGGGCACAAAGGCCGAGGCCUUCCCCCUGUUGUUGCCUCCUGGCACUGGGAUUCAGAAUUUGGCUGCCUCUGAAUGCGGGGAUUCUUUUCAGUCGGCAUGGCUAGUAGUCACUGGUUGAUCCGUUCUCUGUGAAUCUGUCUAGGCCCUUUUUAAAGCUGUCCCGGCCUGUGGCGCUUUCUCCAUUAUUUGGCAGCAAAUCCCACUGUUAAGAAACUCACUGUGUAAAGAAGUAUUUGACCUGCCCAUCAUCAGCCUGGUCUCACAGGAAAGUGCUCCAACCCCCUCAUCAUUGUGGUUUCCCUUUUCUUUUAUUUUUUUCCUGCUCUGUGAGACCCUUUUUGAGAUGCAGUGACCAGAAUUGGGCACAGAAUUCCAAGUGAGGCAUCACUAUUAAUCUAUACAGGGGAAUUUAUAAAACCAGCCAUUUUAUUUUCAAUUCCUAUCCUAAUAAUUCUCUUUUCACUGCUCCAACACAAUGGAUUGGCACUUUCAUUGAGCUCUCGACUAUGACCCCAAGUUCUUUUUCCUCCGUAGUCUCAGCAAGUUCAGCCCCAUUUUCCUACCAUGAAGGUGGAUUCCCCCCUCCCUUUGCACAUCACUUUAUAUUUAGCAAGAUUGAACUUGAUUUGCCACGUUCUUGCUCACUCAUUCAAUUUGUGCAGAUCCUUCUGGAGCUCUUCACAGCCAUCCUUGGUUAUCACCAUCUGGAAUAAUUUAGUGUCCUCUGCAAACUUGACCACUAUUCUACUUACUCCUAGUUCCAGAUCAUUUGUGACAAGAUUACCUAGUACAGGCCCUAAUCCUGAUUGCUGUUGGACCCACUGCUUGCCUCCUGUGGCUGAGUCUUAAAAGACUGAGAUCUGGGCCUUUUUUCUCCAUUGUGAGAACUGAUUGUUCGCUUUGCUUCAUGUCAUUUAACUAAUUUUUAAUCCAUAAGAGAGCCCAUCUUCUUAUCCCAUGACUUCUAGGUUUACUCAGGAGUAUCUGGAGAGGUACCUUGUCUAAAGCCAUUUGAAAGUCCCAGGCCACUCUUCUCUACAUGCUUGUUCACUUCCUCAAAGAACUCCCAAGGAUUGGUGAGGCGGGGCUCCCCUUUGCAGAAGCCGCCAUACUGACUGCACUUCGGCAGGCUUUGUUUCUGUACAUGCCAAAUCAUUCUAGCGUUGAUUAGUUUCCACUAAUUUUCUUCGAACAGAUGCUAGGCUGUCUGGCCUGUAGUUCCCUGUUGAACCCCUUUUAAAAAAAAUAACAUUUGCUAUUCACCAGUAUUCUGACAGAGCUGCUAAAUUUAGUGACGGCUGAUCUGCUAAACUGUAUAUGUUUCCCUAAGAGCUCUGGGUGCCAUCAGCACCUAGAGAGGCAUCAGUUGUUAAUUUCCUCUGUGAGUCUAGAGCUUUACCUCUCGUCACCUCAAUCGACUCAGUUCUUCAGACUGCCUUUCUGCAAAGAGUGGUCGUGGCCUGGAUGCAGGCCAUACACUUUCUCCAGUGAACACAGAGUCCAAAAAGUUAUUGAGCUUCUUUUCCUGAUGAGACACUGGAGUGGAUCCAGAUUCACUGCUUGUGCUGCGGGUAUCAUCCCUUGACCUGCAUGAAUGCAUGAAACUCUCGGAGGAACUAAGGCCAACAUCAGCGCCCGGCUCUGUGGCAUUCAUCAGAGGCUACUUUUUUCCUGGCUGUUAAAGCUAAAGGCUCGAGAAACCAUCUCUGUCUUCCAAGUUUCAGUUGUCCUUGAUAGUUGAAGGUGGUGAGACUCCCAUGAACACAGCCAGAUCCUUCACAUCAGUGUUUUCAUUCUGAAACUAACUGCCUGGAGUAGGAGAAACUUCAUUAAUGUUCAGCAACAUCUACUGAAGGAUAGUCCUGUUACUAUGUCUUUGCUUGAGGCCUGUUGCCUUGAGGCCUGUUACUAUGUCUUUGCUUGAGGCCUCUUCUCUGACAAUUUUAGACUGUUAUCCUUGAAUAAUCAUGGCAUUGUGAUUUCAUUGGUGUAAAUACAUUUGGCUGCUCUCUCUGUCUUUUGACCUACAUAACCCUGCCCAGGACUGUUCUAUAUCUCCCCAUCCAGUGGCAAAAUAUUUCCUCAAGGAUCUCAUGUAUCAUCUGCAUCUACAAGGAACCUGUUUUUGGUACUGACAGAACUCUUGUGCAAAGCCCUUGAGCAACAGGUGGUCUUCAUUUGCUGUCACUCUCUAUUGCUCUCACUUGGAACGUCUACGUUUUGCUUUUAGCAAACAUUUCUUUUUCAGUUUAAGGGAAAGUUGGGUUCUCAAGAGGCCAAGACUUUCUGGAUGAGGUGCAGCUGCCUUCUAAAUGUUGUCAUUCAUAGCGGUGCUCACUUCUAUAGGAAGGAGGGGAAAGAUUCCUCCCCAGCUCAUGGCUGCUCUACUGGGCAGCCACUGCUGUUCAGGUACCUCAUUUGCUUGGAAAGUAGGUUUGUUUCCAUGGCUGUUUCACCCCCCCACCCCCACCCCGUUGUACCAAGUAUUAAAAAAAUCUUAUUCUUUCUGUCCUUAUGCCUAACAUAACUUCUGGAAUUUUAGUAUUCAAUUCCCAUACACUUCAACAAUAUCGUUGUCUUUCCUGAAGUUCUUUCAAGUUUAUUGGUAACUUGGCAUUUGGUGUCAGCCUGUUUUAAAAUAUGUGGUAACAUUUACAUCACAGGUGAAGUGGUUUAACAUCUUCUGUCUUCCAUAAGCAGAGCUAGAGAAAGCUCACCAGGUUACAAAUCCAGGAUGCUUUGGAGAAUAUCUUGAUAGUUAAACUACUGUAAUAUUAGCAAAACUUUGUAGUGUAGGCAAAAUGUACACUAUUGACUCUACUGUGACAUUUUUAAAUAAAGGAUUGCAUCCCAUAGUUUUGCCCACACCAGCACAAGAACUUGGCAGGCGAUUCAUUUUCCUUGUGAGUUCAGUAUAGAAACAAAUCGAAUGAAUGCAUGUGAUCAAGCUUGGCGAUAUGAUUUUUAAAAGAUAAUUCAUUUAACAUAUACUGUUGAUGGCCUAUGGACUUAAGUUAUAUCAUGAUUUGAAAUGAAACUAAACAGUGCUGACUGAAUUGUUGCAUAUCGGACAUGGCCGGCCUGGUUUCAUGAUUCCAGUAGAUUUUGUGUCAUUUCUGUUGUGCUUGCUGUAGCAGUGCAGAGAACUAGCAUUCACACACAUUGGUGGUGAUUUUAUACUGUCUUAUCCUACUGCACUUUGAACCUGAUCUACCAGCUUUUGCUCCUUGAAACUGGUCCAGACCAUGCAGGAGCUGACUGUCUGCUGUCUUGCUGCUUUGUGUUUGUGCUGCAGAGAACUCCACUGUGCCUUGUUUUACAUCAAUUAUAUUUAUAUCUUUUGUAUGACAAGAAGAUAAUUAUAUAUGUGUAUUAAAAUGUGAAAUUUUGAGAA
Molecule: messenger RNA, 8759 nt
Organism: Sphaerodactylus townsendi
Lineage: Eukaryota; Metazoa; Chordata; Lepidosauria; Squamata; Sphaerodactylidae
Gene: TULP3
Product: TUB like protein 3
Exons: 11
Coding region: 1-1281 (426 amino acids)
Biological process (GO): protein localization to cilium
Cellular component (GO): cilium
Source: RefSeq, a predicted model, not a curated record